CAACCAAGAACUCCAGGGAAGCCGCCAGUUUUCAGCGGAAGCCAGGGAUUCCUAGGAUAUCAGUUUUUAAAGAGGAGCCCAGCAACUCGCGAGUCAUCCGCGAGCCAUGGGGAAAGGCAGUAGAGAUGAUAGGAUCAGCGCAUUGCCUGAUGACAUUCUGGUCAACAUUAUUGACCGACUCAAUGUCCCAGAUGCUGCAAGAACCAGCAUCCUAUCCAGGAGGUGGAGUCAGCUCUCUGCUAAACUCUCUCGGCUGAUAAUAAAUGCUCAGCACUUCCUACCUGAGGGCGUGUCAAACGUCAACGUGUCUGAUGAUGAAAUGGUUCGGGUGAAUGCUGCUGCAGUUGAAGCGACAAAGAGCAUACUGACAGGCAGAAGUCCAGGUGAACACACCAUCCGCUUCCUGUCUGCUGCGUUCUACUUGAGAGAUGAUGUCCCCAUAUCCAUUGGACAAGCUAUUGGUCAUGUGAUGGAGACACACUUGGUUGAGAUGGUCCAGUUCAGUGUUAUGACAGGGAAGGUUGGCACCGAUGACCUCAAUGAUGAUGAGCUGAUCAUAUGUGGGAGAGAAUUCAUGCGGUUCUUUGAUGCCUGUCAAAAUGCAUUUGGUGGUCUCACUAGUCUUGACAUAGAGAAUUUGAGAUUUGGCGAAUCAGACAUACCCAACAUCCUCAUCACUUGCAAGCGGUUGAAGCAUUUGCGCAUGCUCAAUUGCGACUCGGGUGAUCCCAGUGCGCUGAAAGUUGAGCAUGCUCAUCUAAGUGAACUCAGUAUCAUCAAUUGUUUCUUCGAACAAGUUAUGUUGAACUGGCUCCCUCAACUCACACAGAUGACAUUUGAUGGUUGGAUAAAUUACCAAGAUCCACUAGUUCUUGGCCAUGUCCCAUUGCUCGAGACUUUAAGCCUCACAAAUACUGGCUAUAGUUUUCACAACCUGGUCAAGUUGAGUGAGUUUAUUAGCAGUACCUCUAUACGGGAUUUGAAGUUGGGAUUUAGAUCCGAAAAGAUUUGGGUGCAGCCAGAAUGUCCAACGGAAAGUCUGGCAUCUGUUUUCUGCCAACUAAGGUUUGUGAAUCUGGUUAAUCUUCCUGAAGGGUGUGAUCUCACAUGGACAAUGUUUAUUCUUGAAGCUGCGCCCUUACUGAAGGAGCUAUACAUGACGGUAUGGGACCAUGCAUGUAUGAUGGAAACAGAUGAGGAGACGAGGAAAGAAGAAAUGUAUAGCGAGAACAGGGGUGUGGAGUGGGACUCAUCUGCAUCUGAUUUCAAACACCACAGUUUGGUCACACUCAUCAUCUUUGGCUUUGAAUCUGAAGAUUACAUGGUGAGUUAUCUCAAACGUGUUAUGGAAGCAGCGGUGAAUCUAGAAGACGUGUUCCUCUAUAGUAGUUUAGAGUGCAACCACUGCGAUGCUAAGCCGGCCAGGUUCCCUCGGACUAAAAGACAGAGGAUGUCACUGAAGAAAAGAGUUACCGCAGGAAUUGAGUCGUUUGCCAUCAUUCACUCUAGUCCAACGUUGAGGGAUGAUCAUCUAGCAAAGAUUGUGUACCCGGAGUGUUCACUAGAAAUAUCGAGAACAAUGUUGCUAAGGCAGUAAGGUGUUGGGCAUGUUUCUUAUGUACUUUGAAUAAGAGCUCCUAAGUUAUUUUU
Messenger RNA from Lolium rigidum, 1650 nucleotides. RefSeq lists its product as uncharacterized. Gene Ontology annotation, molecular function: protein binding. The transcript is spliced from 4 exons. The coding region runs from base 107 to 1597 and encodes 496 amino acids. Lineage: Eukaryota; Viridiplantae; Streptophyta; Magnoliopsida; Poales; Poaceae. The record is from RefSeq and is a predicted model, not a curated record.